Messenger RNA from Lucilia cuprina (Australian sheep blowfly), 315 nucleotides. RefSeq lists its product as uncharacterized. The record is from RefSeq and is a predicted model, not a curated record. NCBI's taxonomy places the organism in Eukaryota, Metazoa, Arthropoda, Insecta, Diptera, Calliphoridae. The transcript is spliced from 4 exons. Bases 1 to 315 code for a protein of 104 amino acids.
AUGCACAUUCCUCAAACCACAACUGUAACAACUUUAGCUCCAACUGUUUCAACUAACACUGUACCCAUGUUCGUAACCAAAUACCAUAAAGAACAACGUUAUAACUUUCAACAGAAUAACAAUAAUAACAACUACAAUCAUAAAUUGCAAAGAACUAAAUCAAAAAUGGAUUUACCACAACAGCAGCAACAAACAACAUUAAAUAAUGUAUAUAUCGGUGCAACAUCAACAUUAUGGAAUACACAGCAACAACAUCAACAGGAUCGUUAUAGUGGUGUCAGAGAGCAUUAUAGUCAUCAAGAUAUAAGUGACUAA